AUGGCAAAUGGAAACUGGUCAUCCGCCAAGCUCAAUGGUUCCACUGUCACGGAGUUAUCGCUCUUCUCCAGUGUUCUUUCCAGCGAUGGCAUAACCAUCUGGCACCUGAUUGCGUACCGGCGUGCAACUUGGAUACCGGCAGCUAAUCGAGGUGUAUGGAAUUCCUAUACGGGCGAUAUAGACGAUGACUCCAUUAUAGCUGCGCUACGAGCUGACCCGCCGACUGACCUUCCACCGGAAUGGUUCUUGGAUCGCACUUUAAAGGUUGAGCAGGGCGAUACGCUUGCCCAAGAGUCAUUGGCUAUCUCGCUUAACGAGGGCGUUGAUACGUCGAAGCGUGUCAUUAUCCGUGCCGAGGGCCUGAUUAUCUAUGCUGGGAGUGUCUUUGGUUUCCCCGGAAAGGAGGUCACAAUACUGGCCCGUCGCAUCAUCAUAGUACCGUCGCAGCCUGGCUGGCUUGCGUCAAGCGAUCCUAAGAUUGCUUCAGUCGUGAUCAAUACGGUCACGCCACCGGGUUCAAUCCCAACUAAACCGGAAAAAGCUGGUAACGGUAAAGAUGCCUACUGGGUCCAUAACCAAGUUGGUGCUGAUGCCCAGGACGGGAAACCAGGUGUCAAUGGCACUGCGGGACCCAUGGGUGUCGAUGGUGGUUCAGUACUGCUGUGUGCACAGGUACAGUCGCUGGGUUUUAGCGGCUCUACAGGCCCUACUUUGUCUCUCCUGUGCGAUGCCCGACAGGGCUGCAAUGGCGGUGGAGGAGGUGAUGACGGUAAUGGUGGCAAUGGCUAUUCUAGUGACGACAAGUUUUAUGACUAUCAUGGAGAUGUCUCCAUGUGCAACGGCGGCAACGGGGGCGUUGCAGGAAACGGCGGCAAUGCCGGAUUUGGCGGCAAGCUCACUCUCCCAUCCAGCCUUAUCGCAUUCGGCUUGGUGGACACAUCGCAUAGCGUAUCAAAGGGCGCCGACGGCAAAUGGGGAAGUCCUGGUACCCAGGGAGCAGGCGGAAGCGCCGGGUACGUGUAUGUUUCCGAGGUUGAAUCCUCAAUCCGCAAGGUCGGGGGUACCGCCGGAAAAGAUGGCAAAGACAAGACCGACUUCAUACGCCCAAUUAUUCCCAUUCCCAUCGUCAAUAAUAAUGUGUCCAAACCAGAGUUUCAGACUCAGUACAAAGCGGUUCAGGAAGGCCUUAACGGAGCUGGUACUGCCACCGCAAUAGGAGCGGAAAACAUCGAUUCCUCACAGUUGCUGUUGCAGGCGGUUUUGGUGCAAAAGCAACAGUUCGAAGCCAUGGUCAGCACAUACUACCCAUCUGGGGCCCCUACAGACGUUCAAAUUGCCUGGGAUAACUUACUGGAAAUUGCUGAAAAGUUAUAA
Fusarium mangiferae is the source of this 1374-nucleotide messenger RNA. RefSeq lists its product as uncharacterized. Lineage: Eukaryota; Fungi; Ascomycota; Sordariomycetes; Hypocreales; Nectriaceae. The record is from RefSeq and is a predicted model, not a curated record. The coding region runs from base 1 to 1374 and encodes 457 amino acids. The transcript is spliced from 2 exons.